This is a messenger RNA of Rhizophagus irregularis DAOM 181602=DAOM 197198, 742 nucleotides long. RefSeq lists its product as uncharacterized. Lineage: Eukaryota; Fungi; Glomeromycota; Glomeromycetes; Glomerales; Glomeraceae. The record is from RefSeq and is a predicted model, not a curated record.
UUUUUUUUUUUUUUCUUAAUAAAGCUUUUAAAAUUAUUUCUUCUUCCUUCCAAAGUGUGUCAAGAAAAUCUAGAUGAUAAAGAAAAAAUAUAUAUUGAUGAUUGGAUUUCACUCCAUAAAAGUGAAGAUGGAGGAAUUGUAUGGAAAAAACUACGGCAAGAUUUGAAGAAUCAAUUUGGACCUUUUCGAUCUGAAAAUAAAUUAAAAAACUACUACUAUUCAAAACAAAGAAGUAAAAAGGGGACGAAUAAUGGCAUUGUUAUUCCAUCUCCGCCUGAAACUAUCGACAUUUCCAUUCCCACCACUCCCACCACUCAUUCUUACCUUUUUAGUCAAUAUCAACCUCAAAACAGAGAGCCGUUACCUAACAUUUCUAAUAUCUUUAAUUAUUAUCAUAAUGACUCUCUGGCCCUUCCACGGCUUCUUCAUUACCAGCAGAAUCUUUCUGCCUUACCUACUUUAUAUCCAAGUUUGAUACAAGAACCCAAAUUACCCGAAUUACCGCCCAACAUAUAGACGGGUUAAGAAUAUAUUUGUUGUAAUUAUAUAUAUAUAUUUUUUCUUAUUUAUUUUUAUGUAACAUAUGAUGUUAUUCAUGAUCAUCUUCAUCAUACUUUUCAUUUUCACACUUUUCUUUUUCAUAUUUUUCUUCUUUGGUAUACUUCUUUUUUGGUGGUAUGUAUUUAAGAAAAAAACAAAAAAAAAUCUAUAGAAAGGUUAUACCUGACAAAAAAAAAAAAAA